AUGACUUGGAAUGCAUUAAAAUCUAUCGAACAUCGAGAGAAUGAUAAAGAUUCAUCAAUAAUAUCAAACACAAAUAAAGAUACAAAAGUUAAUUUUGAACGAUUACUUUCAACAACAUUAUUUUCUAUAAAAUCAGUAGUAAGUCUUAUUUCUACACAAGGUUUAUUAAAAAAUUUGGAAGAGACACUUAAUUAUUUUAAAUCAACAUUCAAUAUACAAAAGAGUGUUCGAAAUGAAGGUGAUAAAUGGAAACAUUUUUCUCGACAAAUUGUCGAUGUACUUCUUGUUCAUCUUACUAUUGGUUUAUCUAAGGAUCAAUCACUUUUGGAUAUUUAUUCAACACAAGUAAUACUAUUUGAUGUUGUAUCAUCAUUUGAAUUACGACCAAUUGAUCCAUUUGUUGUUGCUUUUCGAGCAUCAACAAAUAGAAAUGUUGCUGAAUUAAUUGUUUAUAAUCGUAUUGAAAUGACGUUGACACUUGAUGAAUAA
Molecule: messenger RNA, 489 nt
Organism: Rotaria sordida
Lineage: Eukaryota; Metazoa; Rotifera; Eurotatoria; Philodinida; Philodinidae
Source: the annotation of a GenBank genome assembly